AUGGCUACACCAAACAGCCUCAAAGAGAAGAUGAAACCCGUGGAGUGGGAGAUAAUGGGGCAAACGACAACUCUCUUGACACUAGUCUUGUCUAACCAAAACCUGAAACAGUUACCCGACGAACUUUUUGAAUUAAAUGAGUUGCAGGCUUUAGAAUUAGACAAAAACGAGAACAUUCAAUUAUCUGUCAAGCUCAUUAGACUGACCAAUCUGAAGUUGUUGAGUUUAGAUGACUGUAAUAUUGAAACAGUUCCCGCUGCCGUGAUGAAACUUACACAGUUAGAAAAACUGUACCUCGGUAACAACGAGACCAUCACCCUGCCGGAUGAGAUGUCUGGUCUCGUCAACCUCACUACCCUGGACUUAGAUAACUGUGGGUUGGAAUCACUACCACCUGUAGUGCUGAAGCUGUCACAUGUCCAUUCUCUGGAUCUGAGUCAUAAUGAGCAGAUCUCCCUACCAGAUGAGUUGUGUAGACUGGAGAAUAUAAAAGUGCUGAGACUACGUGGGUGUAACAUAAUGACUGUUCCAUCAGCAGUCCUGAAACUCACCCAGCUGGAGGAACUGGACAUCAGCGGGAACUACAGGAUCCACCUGCCGGAUGGGCUGUCCGGACUCACCAACAUCCGGGUACUGAAUCUGGAGGGAACAGGCAUGGGCAUAGUUUCUCUAGUACUAGGGAGACUGACACAGUUAGAAUGGCUGGACCUGAGCUUUAACCUACUACAGACGUUACCCCCGGAAGUCGGACAGCUCACUAACGUUAAACACUUGGAUCUGUCCCGCUGCCAGCUGCACAUACUCCCACCUGAAACGUUACCCCCGGAAGUCGGACAGCUCACUAACGUCAAACACUUGGAUCUGUCCCACUGCCAGCUGAGCACACUCCCACCUGAAGUGGGGAGAAUGACACAGUUAGAAUGGCUGAGCCUGACAUAUAACCAGUCACUACAGACGUUACCCGCGGAAGUUGGACAGCUCACUAACGUCAAACACUUGGAUCUGUCCUACUGCCAGCUGAACACUCUCCCACCUGAAGGACUGACACAGUUAGAAUGGACGGACCUGAGAUCUAACCCAAUACAGACUAUACUCGCGGAAGUUGGCCAGCUCAGUAACGUCAAACGCUUGCAUCUGUCCGACUGCCAGCUGCGCACACUCCCACCUGAAACGUUACCCCCGGAAGUCGGACAGCUCACUAACGUCAAACACUUGGAUCUGUCUUGGUGCCAGCUGCGCACACUCCCACCUGAAGUGGGGAGAAUGACAAAGUUAGAAUGGCUGAGCCUGACAUAUAACCAGUCACUACAGACGUUACCCGCGGAAGUUGGACAGCUAACUAACCUCAAACACUUGGAUCUGUCCGACUGCGAGCUGCGCACACUCCGACCUGAAGUGGGGAGACUGACACAGUUAGAAUGGCUGUACCUGAGCUCUAACCCGCUACAGACGUUACCCGCGGAAGUUGGACAGCUCACUAACGUCAAACGCUUGGUUCUAUCCGACUGCCAGCUGCACACACUCCCACCUGAAGUGGGGAGACUGACACAGUUAGAAUGGCUGAACCUGAGCUCUAACCCACUACAGACGUUACCCGCGGAAGUUGGACAGCUCAGUAACGUCAAACACUUGGAUUUGUCCUGGUGCGAGCUGCGCACACUCCCACCUGAAACGUUAACCGCGGAAGUUGGACAUCUCACUAACGUAAAACACUUGGUUCUGUCUAACUGCGAGCUGCGCACACUCCCACCUGAAGUGGGGAGACUGACACAGUUAGAGUGGCUGAACCUGACCUAUAACCCACUACAGACGUUACCCGCGGAAGUUGGACAGCUCAGUAACGUCAAACACUUGAAUCUGUUCAACUGCCAGCUGCGCACACUCCCACCUGAAGUGGGGAGACUGACACAGCUAGAAUGGCUGCGCCUGAGCUUUAACCCACUACAGACGUUACCCGCGGAAGUUGGACAGCUCACUAACGUCAAACACUUGGACCUGUCCUGGUGCGAGCUGCGCACACUCCCACCUGAAGUGGGGAGACUGACACAGUUAAAAUGGCUGGGCCUGAGCUCUAACCCACUACAGACGUUACCUGCGGAAGUUGGACAGCUCACUAACGUCAAACACUUGGACAUGUCCCACUGCCAGCUGCGCACACUGCCACCUGAAGUGGGGAGACUGACACAGUUAAAAUGGCUGGGCCUGACCUCUAACCAACUACAAACAUUACCCGCGGAGGUAGGACAGCUCAGCAGGCCAUAUCAUCUCGACGUCCUAUGUGACAUUGAUGUCGCAGGAAAUCCACUUAUAAAACCACCAGCUGAAGUAUGUCGUCAGGGGAUCACUGCGAUUAGGCAAUACUUUGACGAACUUGAACAUUCAGAGGAAAAGGUAAGCGCCCGUCUGAAAGUUGUUGUCUUGGGAGAGAAAAUGGCGGGAAAAACAAGUCUGGUACAAACGCUAGGCAAGGGUAAGUCUACCUUGACAGAAGAAGAGGACCGCACACACUGUGUAGAGAUAACUCAGUGGGCACCUGAUGACGACAUCAUGUUCGAAGUGUACGACUUUGGCGGCCAUGACGUUUAUCAUCUCACUCAUCAGUUCUUUUUGACACAAGGUGCCUUGAACCUGCUGACAGUAAAUCUCCAUACAUAUAACUGCACUCCACAGCGUUACACAGAAACCGUAGGGUUUUGGCUGGAUACACUGAAUGCUCGCGUACCAGGGGCGGUAGUUACAAUUGUGGGUAGUAAGUCGGACAGGCUCGAUGAUGAAGAAAGACAUGAGAAGACCAGAGAUAUCCAGGAGAGGUUCACACAGCAGCAGCGCACAUGGCAACAAAACAUACAAAAGCAACUAAUGAAGUUGGAAAAUGCUAAAGCGGCCGAAAGAGAGACCGAUCAGUGGGAAGUAUUGCAGCAGUUAGCACGUACCCGGCAGCUCCUGACGCGCCCGCUGCGGCUUACAGGUGUGUGCUGCGUCAGUUCGGCAGAACCAACAUCUGGUUUGGGCACACUAAGGACUCAUAUAGUAGAGUCAGCAAAUAACGCGGAACUGUUUCCAAUCCUUCGAAUAAUCCUUCCGCAGACAUGGGUGAAGUUUGAACAGGGCCUCCGCGACUUGCGUGGUGGAGGAACUCAGAGAGGUGGCAUAACGGAGUUGACGGGACUUGAUUCACUAGGUCUUGAUCAAGAUGACCAAUCACCAAAAGAUGUGGAACAGCGACUGCGUAAGCGAGUCGAAUGGAAACGAAGAGUACAAGGUACCAAGUGGUUGACACGAGAGGAAUGUUUGAUGGUAGAGGAUAGCUUGUUCUCCGAUGAGAAUAGACUGGAGCCAGUCCUGUCUUACCUGCAGCAGGUGGGAACCAUCCUCAGGUACACGGACAUACCGGAACUCAAGGAGCUGGUAUUUCAUGAUCCAUCAGGCUUGAUAGAAGUCAUCAAAGAACUAUUUCAUCACGACCUGAUGAAGGUCUUUACCAACAAAAAUCCACGUCUGGAAGGCUUCUCGAAUACAAAGCUGAAAAAUAUCCGGAAAAAACUGUCCAGAAAAGGCUUUCUGCCAAGAGAUGUGGUUAUCGCCCUGUUAGGACCACACGCCACACCGGUAGGAAACGUGGACGUGAUCACUAACCUGAUGGAACAUUUCGGCUUGUGCUACGCGGAACAAUCUGGUGAACAGGGGGGAGGAACUGAAACACCAACUGGAUACUUCAUUCCAUGGUACAUACAGGAGAAAAGGGCCGAAACCAUUAACCGGGAUGUUGCAAAGGAGAAAGGGACGGAAUUCAAUGUAACUUGUGAGAUUAUCCACUUCUGUCCACGGGGACUGUUUGAGCGAUUGAGUGUUGUUGUCAACAAACUGAUUACGUCUCGACAGGACUGGAAAGACACCAUUCUGGCUGUUAGAGAGAGUCUCCCCAUUAUUGUUUACCGCGAGACGAAAGACGGACGCGUUAAUAUCGUAGUGAAGCUCACUGUCCCAGCAGAAAUAGUUAAGGGAACGCAGGUUAUGUGGGACAUCAUCGGUCCACUGAAGGACAAAUUGUCUACACUUCUGUUGGAGUGGCCUGGUCUGCUGUACUGUCUGGUGUAUUCUGUAUUUAUGCAACAAGGUGAACAAAAAGGUGACCAACAGACGUUGACAAGCUCGUCCGUCAUCCCCACGUUUGAAGUAGGGCCAGAAGGCUGCCUAGUUCAUCACGGCGGCGUUACACUGGAGUUUCCUAAAGGAUGUGUGAACGAGACGCGUUUCAUCUCUGUCGAGGUUGAAACCGUGCCUGUUCACGAGAACAUCCGGACGAACUUCACGGCCAUGUCCGCCGUCCUGACUGUGGAGCAGGACUUCCCACAGCGGUUCCUCCGGCCGGUCACCGUAAGGCUGCCCUGGGUCUGGACACCACCCGAGGGAAGGAAGGAAACCACGACGGUGGUUCUACACUACAGCCGGGACGAAGGAUGGACUGUCUUCCAAACUGACUCUCACUAUGAUGAUGGCGGCGUCUUGUUUCAAACAGAUCACUUUCAAGGCUUUUGGGUGCUGGAGUUUCUGCAGAAGCCCGGCAAGGCCAUAGUUCGAUGGGCACAGCAGAAAUGGAAAGACUACAUCAAGGAUAAAGCCUACGUCAUCGUCACACCGGUGGUGACAGAAAGACUCGUGCACUUCAUUUGCAUGCACAAAUCCGACAACUUGCCUGACUUGUUUCAAUCGCCUGGCGUAAGGUUUGACUCUCAAACAAAACGGCGUGUCACCCUAAGACGGGAUCAGAGGGUCGAAGCUACUUUCUCCCAACAUGAAGAAGUUGCUGCUGACCCUCGCGACCUCCCAGAAGGCGAAGCCAUUGUUUUAUCUCCGGAUCCACCGACAACACGCUCGGUUAGGCUGCAGGUGAAGGAAUCUGUGCCGACGAAGGAUCUUUACGACGGAAAAGUCGAGUUUGAAGUCAGAGGAACAUCGAACCUAAACGGGGCUGCAGAGGGGAAACAGUUCGAAGCAUUUGUGCAACUGCAGCAGCGGCAACAAGUGUCGACAACGGACAUACUUGGUCGGGGAACUGAGCAUACAGACUUAGUCGAAGGGCACGAGAACACAGGUUUGAGGAAGCGCACUCCUUCACACCAACACCGUGAAGCCAGGCCAGAGCGAAUAGAACCAUUUCCACCCAGAACAGGGCGUCAUGUACCCGUUUCCCCAAUCUUCCUUGCCAUAGCGAUGAUUGCAGUAGUUGUUGCUGUUGUGUACCAGUUCUACUUCGCGAGCCACGUAACGAGCCUCUUCGAGCCAUCUGGCGGAGGAGAAGACGCACCGCGGAAUGACACCUCCAAACCACGGACGGACAGUUGGCUGUCAUGGUAG
Branchiostoma floridae (Florida lancelet) is the source of this 5358-nucleotide messenger RNA. RefSeq lists its product as uncharacterized. The record is from RefSeq and is a predicted model, not a curated record. The transcript has 10 exons. NCBI's taxonomy places the organism in Eukaryota, Metazoa, Chordata, Leptocardii, Amphioxiformes, Branchiostomatidae. Gene Ontology annotation, molecular function: protein binding. The coding region runs from base 1 to 5358 and encodes 1785 amino acids.